AUGGCUCUACUCGAUGCCCCCCAGGCCAAAGGCGCCAUGAAGGGGGGUCCAACUCUCUUUGGAGUGCCCAUGAAGCAGGCAUCACUCAUUACCUUGACGUUCCAAAACUCAGCUCUUAUCCUCAUCAUGCAUUACAGUCGGAUAAUGCAACCGUCUGGAGACCACAGAUACUUCACGAGCACGGCAGUGUUCCUGAACGAGGUCAUCAAGCUUGCCAUUUCUGCCACAUUUGCCCUCUAUGAUGUCUCAAGGAGCCUUGCGCCCCAGACGCCUGCCACCGUACUGUUUGAGCAGAUAUACCACUCAGUGUUCAGCGGGGAUGGGUGGAAACUGGCAAUACCCGCGACAUUGUACACCUUCGAGAACACGCUGCAGUACGUGGCUCUGGGGAACCUGGACCCAGUGCACUUCCAGGUCCUGUAUCAGCUGAAGAUUCUCACGACGGCCGUCUUCACCGUUCUCCUCCUCGGCCGACCUCUUAGUGCCAAGCGCUGGACAGCUGUGGUACUCCUCACAAUCGGCGUCGCUGUUGUGUCCUUGCCCACCGAUCCGAAAGAACCUUCGAUAUCCAUCCACGACUACAGUGACCACUUCUUCCCGCGAUCGAUGCACGAACUCGGACAAGCUGCAGGCGGAGCGGUCGAUGUGGCGCGCCACCUUACGAAGAGAGCCGUGGAUGGGCUCACCGAGGGCGUAACGAGUCUACACAAGCGAUCAGCCACGUACGAGGGCAUAGAAGAAGAUCUCGACGUGGGGCCGAAGAUGAACUAUUCUCUCGGUGUGAGCGCCGUCCUCGUUGCAGCCGUCCUGUCUGGCCUCACGGGGGUAUAUUUCGAAAAGGUGCUCAAGGAGUCGAACUCGCCCGUUUCUGUAUGGACGCGAAACAUUCAGCUGUCGUUCUACAGCCUCUUUCCUGCUCUCUUCUUCGGGGUCAUCAUGAAGGAUGGAGAGGAAAUUGCCAAACAUGGGUUCUUUGAGGGCUACAACUCCGUCGUUUGGACAGCUAUCGUCUUCCAAGCGAUUGGCGGCGUGCUAACGAGCCUCUGCAUAAACUACGCGGACAACAUUGCCAAGAACUUUGCUACAAGCAUCAGCAUUGUUGUCAGCUUCAUAUUUAGCCUCUGGUUCUUCGGCUUCCAGGUAUCUGUCAUGUUCGUCUUUGGCACCGCCUUGGUCAUCUUCUCGACAUGGCUGUACAGUGGCCCCGACAGGAAGCGCGGUCGACCGCCGCCCAUCAGCAUCGUCAGCUACGAGAAGACAGUCAUCGCAUCCACGCCAAGACUGCAAUCUCCAGAGGACACCAAGUUGCUCAAUCCGAUGGAUUCCGCUACAUCCCUCGGUCUGUCGACCUCCAGGCCAUCGACGCCAUUGAGACACCAUGCGAGGGUCCCGUCUGCUAGAGGCAAGGCGCGAGACGAGUAG
Messenger RNA from Diaporthe amygdali, 1422 nucleotides. RefSeq names its product UDP-galactose transporter. Bases 1 to 1422 code for a protein of 473 amino acids. Gene Ontology annotation, cellular component: Golgi membrane. The record is from RefSeq and is a predicted model, not a curated record. Gene Ontology annotation, molecular function: UDP-galactose transmembrane transporter activity. Gene Ontology annotation, biological process: pyrimidine nucleotide-sugar transmembrane transport. The transcript is spliced from 5 exons. Lineage: Eukaryota; Fungi; Ascomycota; Sordariomycetes; Diaporthales; Diaporthaceae.